Molecule: messenger RNA, 1086 nt
Organism: Sphenostylis stenocarpa
Lineage: Eukaryota; Viridiplantae; Streptophyta; Magnoliopsida; Fabales; Fabaceae
Source: the annotation of a GenBank genome assembly
AUGUCAGAAUCAAACGCAAUUGCAAAUGGAUUGGCUGGUGCAGGAGGUGGAAUCAUUGCUCAAAUCAUAACUUAUCCUCUUCAAACGGUAAAUACGCGCCAGCAAACUGAGAGAACACUCAAGAGGACCAGGCAAAGUUUUCCCUCCAACUCAGCCACUGCUCCUGGCAUUCUUUUUCAGAUGUUUCAGGUCGUUAGAUAUGAGGGUUGGGGUGGACUCUAUAGUGGCCUCAAGCCUUCUCUUCUUGGAACUGCUGCUUCUCAGGGAAUUUACUACUAUUUCUAUCAAGUUUUCAAGAACAAGGCAGUGGCGAUUGCGGCUGCACGGAAAUUGAAAGGGCGUGGAGAUGGUACUGUUGGGAUGUUUGGUUGGCUUGUUGUGGCUGCAAUUGCUGGGUCCUUGAAUGUGUUGUUGACAAAUCCGAUAUGGGUUUUAGUGACUCGAAUGCAGACUCAUACUCAAGCAGAAAGGAAAAUUGUGGAGAAAAAGAAAGAAGCUUUAAGGAAGGCUGCUUCUGAAAGAACCAUAGCAGACCCAACAUUGCAAGAUAAAUUGAAUGAACUGAAUUCUAUAAAACCUCGCCCAUAUGGAACAAUACAUGCAGCUAAUGAAGUCUACAAUGAAGCGGGUACAGUAGGAUUUUGGAAGGGUGUGAUCCCUGCCCUUAUUAUGGUAUGCAAUCCAUCAAUCCAGUUUAUGAUUUAUGAAAGCUCAUUAAAGCAUCUAAGGGCAAAACGUGCAGCUAAGAAGCAUGAGGAUACAAGUAUAUCUGCUUUGGAGGUCUUUUUGGUGGGAGCAAUAGCUAAACUUGGAGCCACUGUCGCGACAUAUCCAUUACUAGUUGUGAAGUCAAGGCUUCAAGCAAAACAGGAGAUUGGUGGAAGUAGCUCAUUUAGAUACUCAGGUACUUUUGAUGCUCUGCUUAAAAUGAUCCGUUACGAAGGACUACCUGGCUUCUAUAAGGGGAUGAGCACAAAGAUAGUGCAAAGUGUUUUUGCAGCUUCUGUUCUGUUCAUGAUCAAAGAGGAGCUUGUAAAGGCCAUUAUGGUUCUAGCAAAUAAGACCAAAAGCAUCAAAUUUGAGUAG